CCCACUAUAUCGCGAGAGACUGACUGGAACAGGAGGCAGAGAAUUAUUCAUAAUCUUAUAACAACAAGAGAGCAGUAUACAGUCGUCAUAAACCAAUGUAAUAGCUACCACAAGAUUAAGUAACACCUUCACGGUUAUGUGAUCUAAAACGUAAGAUGAAGUAAAACAGUGGGAUAAGAACUGAUAUUCAAGGGAAUACUGGCUUCUUAGCUAUACGGCUAGCUAUGUAGCUACCUAGCUACCUAUAUUUACAAUAUAGCGAAGCAAUUGACGUAUAGUAGCGCUAGGUUAGCUAGCUAGCAAGCAAGCUAUAUGAACUAGGUUCCGUGGCUCGAUCAGUUUAUUUGCGCAGGUUCUCUUUCGAUUUCAAAUGCCGACUAUUUUGAGCAAGAAGGUAGGUUAAGCCAUCCCAGAAAACAAGAAAGGCACCGAUCUCGAGUUACACACGGACCCGAAAAUGGCCAUGGAUCCACUCUUCUGGUUGCUUGUAGGGCCUUGAAGAAACGAGACUACCAAAGAACGAAUACACUUCUCAUCAGCUUCACUCCUCAUUCAACACUACCGCUCCAUCAUUCUUUUGAUAUAUUUUGAAGUUGCUCGGCAUGCAGAUGUCUGUAUUUAAAUCAUCAAGUGCUGCUUCAUGCAGAGUGCACCAACUAUUCUAGAGCACCUUUGUUAUCUAAGAGUUCAGUCUUUUUUAUCUUUAAAUGGGGGGAGACUAUCGUUACACAUUGUUUGGUCCAUUACUUUUCCCAGACUUACUAGCUGUAUAAAACUUUACCUGAUGAACAGACCUAGCGGCCACCUCUACAAUCGCUUGAUCCUUGAUUGGAAGGCUUCAGUGAUUAGUUUUCACAUCACUGUGACUCAUUUGCUCAUUUAGCCAAAUAUGAACGGCUCCUUGUUAACCCCACCCAGCCCACGGGCUGCAGCGAGCUCCUCCCCUCUUCCACCCUCCCCCUCCCCCUCCCCCUCCCCUCCCUCUCCUUCACUGUUGCCCCUUUCUCCACGACCUCCACCGUUGCCCCCUCCGACCUCUGCUGGCCAGCCGCUGUCUUCUCUAUCAGACACCCCCACCCCCUCGCCCUCUCCCUGCCUUAGCUGGACCGAGUUCUGUGAGCUCCAUGCCCGGGUAGCGGCUGGCGAUUUUGCCCGUCACUUCCGUGCUUUUCUGCUGGAGAACCCGCAUUACUCCUCUGAUUCUGCUGCUGCGUUCUGCCGCCGCUUCACGGACCGAUUCGUUCAACACUUUGAGAGCGAACUUGAGGGAAGCGGCACAGGGAGGGAGGGCACUGGGAGCUGGGUCGCCCAAUCAGAUGGUACGUCAUUGGAAGAGGAGGCAACGUCUCCGCCCCUAAUGCCGUCUGAGGCUGCUGGCCCCUGCCUACCCACUCAUGUACGGGCUCCGCCCAAACCCUUGCCAGCUAGAAAGGGAUUGGAUGGCCAAGGUGGCGAGAGGUUACAGAACCCUGCAGUUUUUCAGGACUCGUACACUCACACGCAAAUUCUGCCCCCUUCUUCUUCAUCGUCUUGCUCAUCCUCGAUGGGUGGGAACAAUGGGCGGAGGGAAGAGAGGGCGUUGACGGUUAAGCAGUAUCCCAACAUCUUGCCCGGCAACGGAGACAUGGAAGAAGAAGAGGACGGCUGGGUGGGGCCUGUGACGGGAGAGGAGGCGGAGUCAGAUGAGCUGGCAGGAAGAGAUGGAGAGGUGGAGAGUGGGGCUCUCACAGACGGAGCUGACGGCAGCCAGACUCCCACAAGCCCCUCCGGUAUACAGCUGCACUGUGGCUCUAAGGGCGUGAGCAGUGUGGUGGCAGGGGGCCCCUCCAAAACAAAGCUGAAGAAGCGCUUCUCCCUGCGCAGCGUGGGCCGUAGCGUGCGGGGCAGCGUGCGGGGCAUCCUGCACUGGCGCAGUUCCUCCAGCGAGUCCCCACAGAGCUGCAGCCCCGCCGGGCCGGCGCAGCUGCCCUCCAGCUACAGCUACACUACAGGCCUUCAGGACGGCAAGAGGAGCUCAGCCUCACAGGUCAUCCCGGCCUCCCUCCCCGUUUCCCUUUCCCUACCCCUCUCUCUCCCCCACUCGUCCUCCUCCUCCCUGCCCCCCUCCUCGUCCAGCAGCGCCACAUCCCUCUCGCUCUCUGAAGCGCGCGACCGCAGGAGAAGCAACGGGGAAGGGGAGAAGGAGAAAUGGAGCCACCGGCUGGAGAAGCUGCGGCUGUCCCGCUCGCCGCCCCCCACACAUCCCAUCUCUGUGGGGCCCUCCUCCGCCCCGCUGCCCUCAGCCCUGCCCCCGAGCAGUGCGGGGGUCUCCAGGAAGACAGGCAGGCUCGUCCGCGAGGGCGGAGUCACCGUCUGUUCUUCCUCAGAUGACUUUCCCACCUCUCACAGCUUUUCAGGCUUUUCCUUCGGACUGCUCCACCACAGCACAGACAACAACAACGCAACCUCGGGAUCCACCGUCGGACAGCUAAGUGCUGUGCAGCCUCCGACCACAGGGGGAGCCAUAGGUGGACGUGGCACUCGCUGGCACAAGUGUCGUCUGGUUCUAAAGGAGCGAGACAAAGAAGGAGAGAGAGGGGAGGAAUAUUUCUUGGAGUUCUACAUCCCUCCCAAGUCUUCUAAGGCCAGACUAACUGUGCUGUGCUGCUCCAUCGUGGAUGUGAGGAGCACCACUGCUCUCGAGGUGCCUGACAAGGAGAACACCUUCCUGCUGCAGCUGGACGGGCAGGUCCAGUAUGUGGUCGAGACCAGAGAUGCAGUUCAGAUGAGAGCCUGGCUGAGUGACAUCAGGAACGGCAUCUGCCUGAGUGAGCAAGAAGAGGUUGAGGGAGUGUGUGGCGGUGUGCAGACCGACCUCAGCGGAACGCCGGAGUUCAGCGACCGUCUCUCUCAAGUGUGUUAUGGAGGGAUGGGUGGUUCUCCACUGCUGGAACCUCUGCCUCCUGAAUUGCCGCCCCGUGCUCCUCUCGACGAAUCCGACAGUCGUGUGCUCGGUGGGGGUGGAGCCAGUCUUGGCACACCAUUUGCAGAGACCCCUGAUGCUACAGGUUCCUUCCUGUUCUCGGAGGGCUCAGCAGCUGAGCCGGCAGAGCACCCCCUGAGCGAAUGCCAGUGGUUCCACGGCACUCUCUCACGCCUGAAGGCCGCCCAGCUGGUGCUGGCGGGAGGCAUGGCCAGCCAUGGAGUCUUCCUGGUGCGGCAGAGCGAGACACGGCGCGGAGAGUAUGUCCUCACCUUCAACUUCCAGGGCAAAGCAAAGCACUUGCGUCUCUCCCUGAACGAGGAUGGCCAGUGUCGCGUGCAGCAUCUUUGGUUCCAGUCCAUCUUUGACAUGCUGGAGCACUUCCGCGUGCACCCCAUCCCGCUGGAGUCCGGGGGCGCAUCUGACGUCACCCUCAUCAGCUUUGUGGGGGCCACGGCUGUCCGGCAGCCAGACUUGACCAGCAGACCCCGUAGCCCCCCUCAGCCCCCACCACCACCACUCCCUCCCGGACGCCCGCCUCCACCCACACCUCCGCAGGAGCGAGGCAGCGACGCAGAGCUCGCAGGCGGAGGGGGCAGCGGGCCGGAAGAGUGUGAGGAGCGCGAGAGGGACACGCCCCUACGACAGCUGGAAGGAGGCGUGGAGGGCGAGGAGAGGGAGGGAGGCCGGGCGAGGGCUAUCGACAACCAGUACUCCUUCUUCUGAGGAGCAGGAGGAGAGCCAGUCACAAUCAGUAUUUGUCACUUCAUAGGAAGAACAUGGGGGGGGGGG
Electrophorus electricus (electric eel) is the source of this 3754-nucleotide messenger RNA. NCBI's taxonomy places the organism in Eukaryota, Metazoa, Chordata, Actinopteri, Gymnotiformes, Gymnotidae. The record is from RefSeq and is a predicted model, not a curated record.